This is a messenger RNA of Diabrotica balteata, 1275 nucleotides long. The record is from the annotation of a GenBank genome assembly. NCBI's taxonomy places the organism in Eukaryota, Metazoa, Arthropoda, Insecta, Coleoptera, Chrysomelidae.
UAUCUAUUACCUGUCAUUGACAAUCAUACAUAUCAAAAUAAAUUUUAUUAUAUAAUAUAUAUUACAAAAUUCUAGUGUUUUUAUCAAAAUACAAAAGUCCUUUUCUAUCAAACUACGCAAUACAAAAAGUAAUACAAAAUAUCCAUAAUAACAGAAAUCAGGUAAUGUAACAUGCAUAUUUAAAUGGAAAAACUAUGAUGUCUUUCGAAGGAAAACCUAUCAGAUAUUAUAAUAAAGAAGAUAUAUUGAACGAUAUAUACAAAUCAGAAACGAAAGACAGCCAAACCAAAUUAAUAUCACAUUUACAUAUUAAUCAUGAUACUUCAUAUCUAAGUGAGAACAUUUACAACGAAAAAGAAAAAUUAAAUUACAUACACGACCGGAUGCCGGAUUAUAUUAAUGUUUAUUAUAAUACAAUAUUAAAACGUGAAACAGAAAAUCCUAAUGAGUAUUCUAUAGGUGACUUGCCAUUAGUAGAACAAUCAACAACUGGACCAAAACUAGCAACAAAAGAUGUAUUAGAGAAAGUACAAGUAGACGAAAAUACACGCAUUAAUAACCUAGUUGACCCAAAUGUGUGCAUUAAUAGAGAUAUUGUUGAUCUCGAAGAUCAGAUUGAAAGAACGUACGAAAAAUUAAGUCAAAAUGAUACAGCAUUAUUUAAUCUAAAACAAGAAAAAACUGAUCAUUUAAACACCAUCAACUACCAGAAAUGCGAUUCGCAAAAACCAAAAAAUACCACCAUUGAAGCAUUUUAUAGAGAUGAAGAAACAUAUAACUUAAAGCGAAAAGAACUGCAAAUGAAUGAUCUUUUAAUCGACUCAGAAAUACUCAAUCAAAAAUUACGACAUGAACAGAAGCAGCUUGUCGAAGACUUAAGAAAUUUUCAGUCCAAGUUAUGUGGAACUUUAGAGAAGACAAAAGUUUUAAUUACAGAAAGUUACGAAAGCGAAGAAAUCAAUUCACAAUUACGAAAACAAUCAAACGAAUUAGCUAAAGAAAUAGAUGAGCUAAGAAAAGAGUUAAUCGAAAAAAGACUUACGACCAGUAACGCCAAGAGGGAACUUGAUAAUUUUGAAAUUGCUUUACAACGUGUCUCGAACGCGUUUGACAAUAAAAGAAGUGAAGCCUACAGUUUAAUGGAAAAAUUAGCAAAUUUAGAAGAUCUGUUAAGUAAUCUCCAAACUAAUAGAAAAGUAUUUGUGUACAACGAAGCAGAUAAAAUAUUAAGAAAAUAUGGUUAGAUUGUAUUAAAAUCAUCUAAAAUAAAUUUGA